Molecule: messenger RNA, 2492 nt
Organism: Stegastes partitus (bicolor damselfish)
Lineage: Eukaryota; Metazoa; Chordata; Actinopteri; Pomacentridae
Product: SH2 domain-containing protein 4A
Exons: 8
Coding region: 468-1499 (343 amino acids)
Cellular component (GO): cytoplasm
Source: RefSeq, a predicted model, not a curated record
CAUACACAAAGACGAGGAGGACCCACAGCCACUCUGACUCUCAGCUUAGUUAGCAUACUCUGCUGUGGAGCGGCUGUCUACAUCCCACUACUGACCCAAUGAUGACGUCCAAAGUCAAAGAGAACUGACAUCGUAGUGGGGUGGGGGAAACUGUGAGCACAACACAGACAGAAAACAGGAUUGUGUGUGUGUGUGAGUGUGUGUGUGUGUGUGUGAGUGUAUUUAUGUGUUAGAUUGUACAUAUGUACAUAACAGAGUGUGAGAAUGCACCUUGAUUUAUGAAGAAGAGUUUAUAAGAGGGGAUUUUAGGAUAACUGUGAAGCUGUGAAAGUCUCCUAACAAGAUGAGACUAUAAACAACCCCCGCAAAGUGUCCACCUGAAGAAGCUGCUGACCAAAGGACAGCGCCUCCUCCCUCCGACUGUUUGGCAAGGUGGUACCAAAUUAACCAACCAUUAAGUCGGCACCAUGCUGCAGCAGAUUUUAAAGGACAUGUACAUCGACCCCGAUGUCCUCAACGCUCUUAAUGAAGACCAGAAAAAGACUCUAUUCCUGAAAAUGCGCCAGGAGCAGGUGCGCCGCUGGAAAGAGCGGGAGGAAAAACUGGAGAGAGAAGGAGGGGAUGCUGAGUCCAAGCGAACCAAGCCAAGAAAAGCCAACAGUAAGAGUGUGAGCUGGCUGCUCGGCCGGGACGGAGACGUGGCGGUCAUUGUGAUCGGGGAGGUGGAUGAGCUGACCUCCAAAUUUAUCUGCUCAGGAUUUGGAGAGAAGAAAUCACCAAGUCUUCAGAACAACACGUACCAUCAAGCUAUCUUGAAGAGCAGAAAAAACACCGAACCUGUCAAAACUGAAAGAGAGAACCUUCCUCCUAAAACACAACCUGGCAUCUCACUGAAUUUAAAGGGGAAAUGUGAGGAGACGAGUACUUCGCUCCCUCUGCCGGUGUCAGUGAGUGAGCAUUCACCACCUUCAGCAGCAGAAAAGCCCGAGCUGAAGUCAGCCAGUGCAACUGAGGAGAAGUCACUUCUCCAGCCCUCCAUCUGCUCCAGGCCUCCCAUGAGAGCUACCCCUGUCAACGUGAGACCGGCUUCUGCAAAUGCGGCACCAGGCUAUGUCAACACGAGACCCGGCAACACAAAUCUGAGGCUGGCUACCACCGCGUCGUCCUCUUCCCCCAGCAGCACUGUCAAAAUAGACUCUGGAACAACGUCAUCAACCAAAGAUAAUCUGUGCUCAAAGGAACCUCAGAAGCCCCAGGAACCGCAGGGUGGGAAAGAUAUUGGUACAUCAGAAACACCUGGCAGAGCUGCUUCUGAAGAGGCCGGGAAAUCAGGAAAUGCGCCAACCUGCGCAGGGCGUGGCAGGGUGGCUCAGCUGAUGAAAACCUUCAGCGUUGAUAAUACCACAAGCCCCUCACAGACCCCUCCCCGUGGCAUCAAGCCACCUCUUCCCAACAAACCCAGCCACUUGCGUAUAACGACCACACCUACUGUCAGGUAAUCCUUACACACUGAUGAACAGACACCCGCUCAACUUCACGCAUCCCUGUGCUUCAAAUAGGACAAUGUCGGACAUCUAAAGCGGCGCCUCAGACCGUGGGUUAAUGGGAAGGAGCACUCUAAAGGCUGCUCAGAAAUGGUAAUGUUCACAUUGUUGCUAUCACUUCCAAAGCACAGUGACAGAAAUGCUUGAAUGUAAUGGUUUUCUUUUGUUCUUGGAUGCUGCAGUACUGUAAAAACUCUUUGUGGGGAAAGAAAUUCCAAAGCAGUCGAUUGCAUCUGAAUGUGCUUUUUGUAUAAAUGACUAUCACAUGAGUUCACUUGUUGUUGAUGCUAUCCACUUAGAGGUAGUUUUUAGUCCAAUUCACAAAACCUGUGCACUCAGUAUUUACCGACAAAUUACAUUACUUUCAUCACUGAUAAGACAGUUUACAUGAGCUCAUGCGCACAUAUGCUGGCUUCUGUGUUGUUGUUUUUUUUUCUCCUAAUUUCUGUCUUCUUGAACAAAAGAACGGGCAUGGGCAGGCAUAAUGGGGUAAAAGAAGGUCCUCCUUCAUCUUGCUGUCUCCUUCCUGGAAAAAGCGUUGGGUUGUUUAUUUGUAACAAUGCAAUAUAUGUCUCCCUCUGCCACCUGGCAGGAGUCUCUCUGCGACCUGUUGUGGACCAAUGACAGUGCCAAAUGCACUCAUCUGUCACUCCCAGUGGAUCAAAUCCUGGCAAGUUAGACAGUCGCUGCCAAAUAAUCCAGCUCUGUGUUACUGUUCUUUUUUUUUUUUUUUCCAGCCCUAUUCUUUGAGAUGUGUGGUUGUACUUUUUUUUGUUUUUUUAAUUGUUGUUGUUUUUGCAUUUUCUAAAUAGAGAAUGACAUUUUGUUGUGGGAUAUUUAACAUUACCACAAUUCUCUCUUGUAAAAUGAGAGACAUCCUUAUCUUUGAUGUCAAGGUUGUAUGGUGCAGUCAAAGGAACAAUAAAACUGCGUAACUUGUGCACCUUG